Molecule: messenger RNA, 429 nt
Organism: Penicillium cinerascens
Lineage: Eukaryota; Fungi; Ascomycota; Eurotiomycetes; Eurotiales; Aspergillaceae
Exons: 2
Coding region: 1-429 (142 amino acids)
Source: RefSeq, a predicted model, not a curated record
AUGUCUGCUCCCAACAUCCACACCACCCGUCAGGACCUUGCCAAGGAGGAGUCCCGCGUUGCCCACCAGCACGGUGGUAAAGUACCUGCUGAUUCCGAUGUGUCCCAGAUGAAGUCCAUCAUCGACCAGGGCACCAACAAAGGCGAACAGAUUGAGAAGACCCAGGCCAACCUUCCUUUGCCUGACAAGCCCCCAGUCGCCAGUGACUGGAACUCAGCGGACCAGCGCACCGUCAACGUCGGCUCCGGCCGUUUGGAGGAGCCCAUCUCUGGCGAUGGCGACAGCGCUCUGCGCGGCCCUGCGACUGCGUCUAGCAGUGCGCGCGUCGAUGGCAAGGAGCUUCAUGUGCCUACUGCUCCUCACGGCAACGUUGGCCGCCAGGGCAAGGAAGGCCUCGACCAUCUUCCUUCCGAUGCCACUUCUCGAUAA